Zygotorulaspora mrakii is the source of this 1686-nucleotide messenger RNA. Its product is annotated as nucleobase cation symporter-1 family protein. The coding region runs from base 1 to 1686 and encodes 561 amino acids. Gene Ontology annotation, cellular component: plasma membrane. NCBI's taxonomy places the organism in Eukaryota, Fungi, Ascomycota, Saccharomycetes, Saccharomycetales, Saccharomycetaceae. Gene Ontology annotation, biological process: nucleobase transport; transmembrane transport. The record is from RefSeq and is a predicted model, not a curated record. Gene Ontology annotation, molecular function: nucleobase transmembrane transporter activity. The transcript has a single exon.
AUGAGCUUCUUCUCCAAAAUUCACGACUUAAUCAAGAUUCCUCCUGGUGAGGGUAUCGAAAGUGUUACCUACUUGAGUAAUAAAGAUAUCAUUCCUAUGGGACCUAAAAGGAGAACGUGGGGCGUUUGGUCACUUACAUUUUACUGGUCCAUCACAAACGUCACUAUUUCCACUUGGACAGGUGCCUCGUCCUUACUUUCUCUAGGUCUUACUGUAGGUGAAACCAUGGGAGUUAUAGUUAUUGGAAAUGCUAUUAUUGCGACAUUGGCUCUCCUUAAUGCCGCUCCAGGCGGUUAUUAUCAUAUUGGCUAUACUAUCUCUCAGAGAGUUGUUUUUGGUAUUCGAGGCUCAGUGAUCGGAAUUAUAAUCAGGAUUAUUCUCUCCGUUGUGUGGUUUGGUUCGCAGGCGUACCUGGGUUCACUAUGUUUGAACUGUGUUUUUGCAUCAUGGAGUCAUCAUUAUUUGCACUUGCCAAACACAAUUCCAGAAUCGGUCAAUAUGACUACUCAGCAAUUGAUCGGCUUUGUAGUUUUUCAGAUAAUCUCUAUACCUCCGUUGUUUUUCAAGCCAGAGAGAUUCAAUAAGCCUUUAAUGGUCACUUGCGUCCUCACUUUUUUUGCAAUGAUGGGUAUCACAAUAUGGGCUGUAAGCAGAAAUGGAGGAAGUAAUGGUCCUUUGAUGCACGAAUCAACGAACAUGUCCUCAAGCACAAGAGGUUGGUAUUGGGUUUACGGUAUAAGUUCCUGGUACGGUUCUCUCUCCUCCGGUGUGGCUAACCAAUCAGAUUUUACUAGAUUUUCAAAGAGAACAUGGUCAUCUUUGUUUGGUACGGUUUUUUCCUUGAUGGUAGUUGGUACAAUCAUCCCCUUGAUGGGGCUCGUUACCGCCUCUGCUUAUCGCGGCAGAUACGGAGAAGAGGUCUGGAUGCCAAAUGAGAUUAUCAUGAACUGUUUGGAAGCAGACUAUAGUCCCACAACCAGAGCUGCAGCAUUCUUCGUAGGCGCGGUCUUCACUUUAUCGCAGGUCUGUUUUAAUACAAUGGGUAAUGCCUACGCUGGAGGUAUGGACCUCUCCGGUUUGCUGCCUAAAUACUUCAACAUCACACGUGGUAGUAUCCUUACCGCUAUUUUGUCAUGGGUCGUCCAGCCAUGGGAUUUCUACAAUACGUCAUCCACUUUCGUGACCGUUAUGUCGUCAUUCUCUGUCUUUAUGUCACCGAUUGUUGGCAUAAUCAUUGCUGAUUUUUGGGUCGUGAGAAAAAAACAUCUCAAGCUGUCUCACUUAUAUUCCAAUGAUAAAACUGGUAAGUACUGGUAUUGGAAGGGUAUCAAUUACAGAAAUUUAAUCAUCUGGGUUAUUGCUUUUACGCCAGGACUUCCAGGUUUAAUUAAUGCCGUUACUCCAACAAUAAGAGUCAACAGGGGUAUUCAAAACUUUUACUACGGAAACACCAUUUUCGAAUAUUUCAUUACAUUUUUUCUGACAAUUGGAUCUUCCUACAUCUGGCCUUACGACAAUGUUGACGAUGAAGACGAGUAUGACUACUUCGACACUUUUACCGAAGAAGAAUGUGCAAAGAAAAACAUUGUGCCUUACUCGCAAAUCACUGAAAGAGAUUUGAAUACGGAUUCUGCCAGGAGCACUGUAUCUGGCGAAAACAUUGUUAUUUUACCUGAAAAGGAAUGA